AUCUCUUUCGUCGGAGACAUUUGAUUUUUAUAUUUAGACGACUGCAUUGGUUCUGACUGAAAACAGAAUGGUCAUCCUGUUGAUAAUUUUCAUUAUUGUACAAUGCGCUACUUGCAGUCUACAUGGAGCUGACAUUUCUCCAAACAGGUUUAGUCUCCGGAAGUUGUUGCAAGAAAAUGUUGGUGGUUUUGCUAAUAUCACAAACGCAACGACACCUGCAUCUACACCAGUACAGAGGCACUCACUGGCUAUCCUCCAAGUUGUAGGUGAUGAGGGGCUAGUUAAAGAUAAAGUGUCAACCAAUGAGAACAUUCGAUUAAGAGUGAAAGCUCUUACAAAACCAGACUACCAAGCCCCAUUUGUAAAGAAAUGCUGGUAUAAUCAGUAUGAAAGUGAACCUUCCGACGACAUUGAACCUUCGAAAACAGAUGUAUUUUUGAAAAAUGGAUGUGCAGGUGGAGAGGUGGAUCUAAUUAAAAGCGAGUUAGUACCAUUUGAAGAGAAUGGCGUUCUAGAGGUACACACAAACUUCUUCAAACUGACGCCGCUGUAUGAUGACCAGUUUACAUUUUUGGACAUCCGUUGUGAAGUUGCUCUCUGUCAUUUACAUACAGACUGCUAUGUCACGUGUUCACAAAGGCAGAGUAAAUGGAGAAUGGAUAAGGAAGCGAGAAACGUUGAAUUGUCGACAGUUAUUGAGGUAGAAAAGAAGAAGUCGACACGUAAACCUCCAGCCAUUGAGGAAAAGAAGGAUCUUAGGGAUUUCCUUAUAAGUGGAGGUAGACAUCCCCCUCCCCCUAGGCCGGUUCCCAUUACAGAGGCCCCUUUCCUGAAGAAAUAUCAACAUUACUUUACGGUCAGCACACUCGGUGUUUGUGCACUUCUCUUAUUGUGUGUGAUCGGUAUAGGAUUUAUGUUCAUUUCAUAUAAAAACAACAAGGAAUGUGAUAAAAUGGAGCAGUUUUCUGGUUACCUGCCUGGUUACUUUGACAAGAUGACUGGAUUGCAAACUAUCAUUGGAACCAGUCAAAAUGGAGAGGACGGUAGAGUUAAUGAACCCAGUCCACCCCCAGAGUAUAAAAGUUCUUCCGCCUGGCCAGGAGCUGACUUUAAUCUGAGGAGCCCUUACAGAGAUUCAGGUGUACUGACUCCUAGUGAAGCAGCAGUGCUAGAGGCACGACGACUGCUUAGAAAUAAUCCAAGUCCACCUAGAAUGCAGAAACAUGUACAGAGACGACUUGCUCUUGAAGGCGGACAUAGAGGUUUAUAUGGAUGUGAAAAUGAAGCUGGAAGAGCACACAGAAAUCAGCCUUCAGCCUGGAACGAGGCACCAGAGCGUUUCAGGGAACCAGCCGAUAUUCCCACCUCACCUGUUGGUGGGGAAUGGUACCCAGCACCAAGCGCAAGGAUUCGGUCCCCACAGUCUGAGCCGUUGCUUCAGAAGAGUCCGUUGAGAGGUGCGGGUAAAACUUCUUCGCUGAUCAAUAUGGCGCUGAAGGAAUACUUUGAUAAAUAUGGAAUGUGACGGUUGGCAUACUCAAUGAAGUCUCCAGACAUCUACACUAAAACGUUUGUUUUUGACACAUGCAUUGUUUGUACUGAUUGUUAGUGUUUCAUACUUUGACAAAAUCUUGUUCGUUUAAUAUUCAAAUGUCUUUUUUUUUUCUUAUUGUAUUUAAAGUAUGUAAAUCUACAUAGUUUUGGACCUUUUAACAAAUAUUUUCCUGUGAUUACAAAAUGAGAAAUGUCACUAAAUAUAAUAUCACCAUUUUUCAGCAUUACAUUUAUUGUUUACCCCUGUACCAAAAAAAUUUAUCUACCUUGUAUACUAGGCCCUACUUCCUGCUAACGGAACAAAAUUGUUCAAAGCUUUCAAAUAAAUUUAAGCCUUCAUAAGUGUAACAACAGUGAGCUGUCCACAAACAACGACAAAAACAAUCAUAAAAUUUGAAAAAUAUGAGACUCCAGAGGUAAAGAAUGAAAACAAAUUUGGGCACCGAGUGGGGGAGGUGUUUGGGUGAUGAGGCACCGAGUGGGAGGGGUGUUAUGGCGGUUAUAGGCACCGAGUGUGAGAGGUGUUUGGGCGGUUACCCCUUGUUGUAAGCUUUGUACAGAAAUUUAUGUAUGGUAAGCCAUUCUAUUACUUUUAGUAAUCUACAUCUUUUUAUAGUCGUAAGCAUUCUGAUAAAGAGAUUUUAAAGACCUUUCCAAACAUAUGUAGGUUAAGUAUUUAAACAUUUUAGCGAACAAGAUUUCGUCGACCGCGUAUCAGUGCCUAAAUUGGAUUAAUAAACUGUUAUGAAAACAAUGUGUCUGUCUAGUUUAUUUUAGGUCUGAAAAGGCAACGUGCCCUUGUAUUAAUGUCAAAGAUUUUGGAAGUUAAAAAGAAUUUUCCCUUGCUGAAAUUGUAAAUUAAUAGAACAAUAGUGAUUUUGUGAAAGUCCUGUAGUUUAUAAUAAAGUGUGAUGUACAUCUAGA
This is a messenger RNA of Mercenaria mercenaria, 2478 nucleotides long. RefSeq lists its product as uncharacterized. Bases 68 to 1525 code for a protein of 485 amino acids. Lineage: Eukaryota; Metazoa; Mollusca; Bivalvia; Venerida; Veneridae. The record is from RefSeq and is a predicted model, not a curated record. The transcript is spliced from 10 exons.